Messenger RNA from Heterobilharzia americana, 249 nucleotides. Lineage: Eukaryota; Metazoa; Platyhelminthes; Trematoda; Strigeidida; Schistosomatidae. The record is from the annotation of a GenBank genome assembly.
AUGACAAGUUGUGGUGAGGAUAAAGCGAAUUCAGACUUUUGUCGGGUAUGUCGAUGUGAAGGGACUGCAUCUAAACCUCUAUUUCACCCUUGUUUAUGCACCGGUAGCAUAAAAUAUAUUCACCAGGAUUGUCUUGUUCGUUGGCUUGAAUACAGCAAGAGGAAUACUUGUGAAUUGUGUAAUCAUCGAUUCACAUUCACUCGAAUUUAUGCUUCUGGCACACCGCGAUUUUACCGUUCACUGUUUUAG